GCAAAUUUAGAAAACAAACCAGUAAAUGGCCGCAGACCAGAACUCAUGGAAUGCAGUAUAUGUGGUCAUGGUGAAAAAUACAGGGUGAAAACAAACCAAACAGUACCCAUUGAAAAUGUGCAGUCUAAGGAGAAAGAAAGAAUGACAGGCUUAGAAGCAGAGAAGUGGGCACAUAAUGAGAAGCCAUCUUUUGGUGUCCAUGUCAAUGGAGAUAUCCAUGGAACUGUGACAGGCAAUGAACACUUGAAAAACGAUGAAGACGGUGAAAGAGCAGUCUCUCCCAGUCACUUAGUUGAGCCAAAAAAUUCAUUUGCACAGACCAUCAAAAAUGGCAUAAAACCCCUACAUUAUUCGUCACCAGAAACAGUUGCUUCACUGAAAAAAGUGUCUGUAGCGGAAAGAACAGAUUUGACAAGCAACUCCCGUAUGCAAUGGACAAAGGAUACUAAUCUGAGUAACAUAGUAAACACUCUGGUGACUGGUGUUGGCUGUGUUCAACCAGAAAAACAAGGAAAUGUUUUGGUGAAAGAGGAAAACUGCACUUGCAGCAUCUUUGAAAAUUAUGGUAAGUCAGUUUUGCAGACAGGUUCCAUUUCAGAUCUGCAAGAAAGCUUGUGUUGCUCUCAACUGCCUGAAGAGGAAGAGCAUGUGGGGAAGGAUGGCUUUAAACUACCUAAUGCAGAGACACAGCAUGAAGAUUCUUCGUUCCAGCCGACUUUCUUGUCCCUGAUUAAAACGAGAAAUUUAACUGUAGAGCAGGUUGUAGCUAUUGAAGCUUUAACACAGUUAUCUGAAGUCCCUUUAGAAACAACUUCACCAGCUAAAACUGCAAGUACCGAACAUACAGAAGAAACAACUUCCAACUUGCUCCAUAACUAUAAAAGGGAUAUCUCCUCCUCCUUCACAUCUUCUGCGUUAGAAGAAAUCAAAGACACUUUCUUACAGAAUGAACAACAGCUCUUGGCUCACUGCACUCACUCGCAGAAGCCGCUCCCUAAUAAGGCAGUGUUAUACAAUGGCCAAAGCUCGAUUUCUGAUUUGCGUGAAAAACCUGCCAAUCUGGCUGGCGAGAUGUAUAAAUUACAGUUAGCCUCAAGAGAUACCAAAACUUUAUCUGACUUAACAUCUAAUGCAACAUCAUUUUCAGGAUAUACUACCAAGAAAAAUUAUACUCAUGAUCCAGUCACCCUUGCACGGUAUUGCAAUGCUUCACAUAAUGUCCAGCAAACAAGUAAUAGCUUGGAAACUCUUGGCCAGUUAGAGCAAAAGCCAACUUGUAAUGAUUUGAACUUGGAACCUAGUUCUUUGAUUAAAGGAGGAGUUCACAGCCAGGAUGAAGAGGAUGUAGCUACACAACUAACUCAACUUGCAGCGCUAAUUGAAUCAAACCAGACAAAUCCUGAGCGGAAGAAUGACAUAAAGGCAUCACUGCUUAAUCUAAUAUCACAGGAGAGGCAGCCAAAAUAUAACCAAGAUGUGUUGCAGAAAAAAGAAUCUGUAUUUUUUAAGCAUAAUCAUAGUUCCUUACUGUUAAAACAGAAGCAGCCAACAAAUAAAAAAGGAAAUGCUGUACCAUGGAAACCAAGACACAAAAAGAAGCCUCAAGAAGCACGCUAUCAACAAAAUAAUCGAAACCAGCUGCAGCUGUUGUCAUGCCAGCGUAGCGAGUUACAGGACAUUUGGAUAUCGUCAAAACUGCACAAGUUUGGUCAAACCAUGCCACAGGACUCCAGAAUGACUCCGUCUGAAAAAAAGUCUCCAAGAACCAAAGCACAGAGAGCACUGAAUCAAAAUACUUUAGCAUCACAAGAAAAAACUAGAUUAUUUCUCCCACAAACACAGAUAAAAUUCCAUAGAUGUUCACCUGAGGUACCUCAAGAGAAAAAAAAAGACAGGUUAUUUGGCUGUGAAGUGGUGAAUGAGCAAAUCAAAACUGCAGGUUCUGGUGAGCCACUAGGCAUUGAUCCUCUGAAAAAUGAAGUUGUUGCACGUAACCAACAUAGUGACCUGUCCUCCCAUAAUGCUCUGGCUGUUUCACAGUUGAAAACAGCAUCCUUAUUGAACAGACCAAGUGAAAGCCUACAGAUGUUUACAGAAAAAUGCAAUUCUCAGGUACAGCCAACAGCGAAUGUCAGUCAGAUACACCCUUUGCCUCAAACUUUUAAUCAGUCUAACCUGAGAGCUAAUGAAAUCCAUAGUGAAGACAAAACCUAUAUUCAGCAGGGUGCUGUUGAACAAGUAGAUCCAAAGUCGCAGGUGCUGCCUGUUUCCUGUGGUGGAGCCCAGGUACCAGGUUCUGUUGAAGCUCUCAGGAACAUGGAGUAUGCGGGCGAAGUCACCGUUCUGACAUCAACCAGUUUGGGUACUGACCACCCGCAGAGCACAAGCGACUCAGGGUGCUCUCCAGCAAAAAACACGCUCAGCAGUUUCCUUGAAUCACCUAUGAAGUUUCUUGAUACCCCUACAAAAAAUUUAAUAGAUACGCCUACAAAAAAAGGACAGUCUGAAUUGCCAACUUGUGACUGUGUUGAGCAAAUUAUAGAGAAAGAUGAAGGCCCAUAUUACACACACCUCGGGACAGGACCAAGUGUUGCUGCUGUGAGAGAAAUAAUGGAGAACAGAUAUGGAGCAAAAGGAAGCGCUGUAAGAAUAGAGGUAGUGGUUUAUACAGGAAAGGAAGGAAAAAGCUCUCAGGGGUGUCCAAUUGCCAAGUGGGUGAUACGAAGAAGUAGUGAUGAGGAAAAGUUGUUGUGCUUGGUACGUCAGCGUGCAGGACACCACUGUCAAACUGCCGUCAUCGUGAUUCUCAUAUUGGCCUGGGAAGGGAUCCCUCAUCUCCUGGCUGAUACGCUGUACAAAGAACUGACACAGAGCCUCAGAAAAUAUGGCUGUCCCCCCAGCCGUAGAUGUGCAUUAAAUGAAGAUCGUACUUGUGCAUGCCAAGGACUUGAUCCGGAAACUUGUGGAGCAUCGUUCUCAUUUGGCUGUUCAUGGAGCAUGUAUUUCAAUGGCUGUAAGUUUGCCAGAAGCAAGAACCCGAGGAAAUUUAGGCUUCUCACUGAUGACCCUAAACAA
Molecule: messenger RNA, 3075 nt
Organism: Nestor notabilis (Kea)
Lineage: Eukaryota; Metazoa; Chordata; Aves; Psittaciformes; Psittacidae
Gene: TET1
Product: tet methylcytosine dioxygenase 1
Exons: 5
Biological process (GO): positive regulation of transcription by RNA polymerase II; oxidative demethylation
Cellular component (GO): nucleus
Molecular function (GO): DNA 5-methylcytosine dioxygenase activity
Source: RefSeq, a predicted model, not a curated record